This is a messenger RNA of Protobothrops mucrosquamatus (brown spotted pit viper), 3745 nucleotides long. RefSeq names its product ATPase phospholipid transporting 9A (putative) (gene ATP9A). The coding region runs from base 25 to 3168 and encodes 1047 amino acids. Gene Ontology annotation, cellular component: plasma membrane; trans-Golgi network; endosome. NCBI's taxonomy places the organism in Eukaryota, Metazoa, Chordata, Lepidosauria, Squamata, Viperidae. Gene Ontology annotation, molecular function: ATP binding; magnesium ion binding; ATP hydrolysis activity. The transcript is spliced from 28 exons. The record is from RefSeq and is a predicted model, not a curated record. Gene Ontology annotation, biological process: endocytosis; retrograde vesicle-mediated transport, Golgi to endoplasmic reticulum; phospholipid translocation.
GCGUUCAGCACGGCUGCCGCGGUCAUGACCGAUAACAUCCCCUUGCAGCCGGUCAGGCAGAAGAAGCGGAUGGACAACAAGCACCACGGCGGAUGCUGUGAAUGCCUAAGAUGUUGUGGAAGAAGAGACCCCAGGCCUCGAACCGUCUGGCUUGGCCAUCCAGAAAAAAGGGAUCAGAGAUAUCCACGCAAUGUCGUCAACAACCAGAAGUACAACUUCUUUACUUUUCUACCAGGAGUCCUGUUCAACCAAUUCAAAUAUUUCUUCAAUCUCUACUUUUUAUUUCUUGCCUGUUCUCAAUUUGUUCCUGAAAUGAGGCUUGGUGCACUUUACACGUAUUGGGUUCCACUGGGCUUUGUGCUUGCUGUUACCAUCAUCCGUGAGGCUGUGGAAGAGAUCCGAUGCUACAUGCGUGAUAGGGAAGUGAAUUCUCAGAUUUACAGCAAGCUCACAGCAAGAGGGACAGUGAAGGUGAAAAGUUCUAAUAUUCAAGUCGGGGAUCUUAUCAUUGUGGAAAAGAACCAACGGGUCCCUGCUGACAUGAUUUUCUUGAGGACAUCAGAAAAAAACGGGUCCUGCUUUCUCCGAACGGAUCAGCUGGAUGGUGAAACAGAUUGGAAACUGCGUCUGCCUGUCAGCUGUACUCAGAGGUUACCUACUGCUUCUGACCUUCUUCAGAUCAGGUCAUAUGUGUAUGCAGAGGAGCCAAACAUUGACAUCCAUAACUUUGUUGGGACAUUCACAAGAGAAGACAGUGACCCUCCUGUGAAUGAGAGCUUGAGUAUUGAAAAUACCCUCUGGGCUAGCACAGUAAUUGCUUCAGGAACAGUUGUGGGAGUUGUUCUCUAUACAGGCCAGGAACUACGCAGUGUCAUGAAUACCUCAAACCCACGCAGUAAGAUUGGUCUUUUUGACUUGGAAGUUAACUGUCUAACCAAGAUACUCUUUACGGCCUUGGUGGUGGUCUCCCUUGUCAUGGUCUCCCUCCAACACUUUGCUGGCCGCUGGUACCUUCAGAUCCUCAGAUUUCUUCUUCUGUUCUCAAAUAUCAUUCCUAUCAGUUUACGGGUGAAUCUUGACAUGGGAAAAAUUGUCUACAGCUGGAUGAUCCGGAGGGAUUCUAAAAUUCCUGGCACAGUAGUUCGAUCUAGCACAAUCCCAGAGCAACUAGGCAGAAUAUCCUAUUUGCUUACUGAUAAGACAGGGACUCUAACACAGAACGAGAUGGUUUUCAAACGUGUCCAUCUUGGAACAAUGGCUUAUGGGUUUGACUCUAUAGAUGAAGUUCAAAGCCAUAUCUUUAGCAUAUAUACACAGCAGUCACAGGAACCACCUGCUUUAAAACCACCCAACCUGGCUACCAAAGUACGAAAAACCCUGAGCAGCCGUGUCCAUGAGGCAGUGAAAGCAAUUGCUCUCUGCCACAAUGUGACUCCUGUCUAUGAAUCGAAUGGUGUGACAGAUCAGGCUGAAGCUGAGAAGCAUUAUGAAGAUUCUUGCAGGGUGUACCAAGCUGCUAGUCCUGAUGAGGUGGCCCUGGUGCAAUGGACAGAAAGUGUUGGCUUGACACUGGUUGGAAGGGACCAGGCUUCUGUGCAGCUGAGGACUCCUGGCGGCCACAUUCUAAACUAUACCAUCCUCCAGAUUUUCCCCUUCACCUAUGAAAGUAAACGAAUGGGGAUUAUUGUUCGGGAUGAAUCUACAGGAGAAAUAACAUUCUACAUGAAAGGGGCGGAUGUGGUUAUGGCAGGCAUUGUUCAGUACAAUGACUGGCUAGAGGAAGAGUGUGGUAACAUGGCGAGAGAAGGAUUGAGAGUUCUUGUAGUAGCAAAGAAAUCCCUGUCGGAGGAGCAAUAUCAAGAUUUUGAGGCCCGCUACGUCCAAGCAAAAUUAAGUGUCCACGAUCGUUCCCUGAAGGUAGCCACCGUGAUUGAGAGUCUGGAGAUGGAGAUGGAGCUGCUCUGUCUGACUGGAGUAGAAGAUCAAUUACAGGUGGAUGUCAGACCGACUUUGGAAACUCUGAAAAAUGCUGGCAUUAAGGUAUGGAUGCUCACAGGGGAUAAACUGGAAACAGCCACGUGUACUGCUAAGAAUGCACAUCUGGUAACCAGGUCUCAGGACAUUCAUAUAUUUAGACUGGUAACCAACCGUGGAGAAGCACAUUUGGAGCUAAAUGCCUUCCGCCGCAAGCACGACUGUGCCCUGGUGAUUUCUGGGGAUUCCUUGGAGGUGUGCUUGAAAUACUAUGAGUAUGAGUUCAUGGAACUGGCUUGCCAAUGUCCGGCAGUCAUCUGCUGUAGAUGUGCCCCAACACAAAAAGCUCAGAUUGUACGCUUACUCAAGGAGAGAACUGGGAAGCUGACCUGUGCAGUAGGUGAUGGAGGAAAUGAUGUCAGUAUGAUUCAGGAGGCAGACUGUGGUGUUGGUGUUGAAGGGAAGGAAGGAAAACAAGCUUCUCUUGCAGCAGAUUUCUCCAUCACUCAGUUUAAGCACCUGGGCCGAUUACUGAUGGUGCACGGAAGAAACAGCUACAAAAGAUCUGCUGCUCUCAGCCAGUUUGUGAUCCACAGAAGUUUAUGCAUCAGUACCAUGCAGGCAGUUUUCUCUUCGGUGUUUUACUUUGCUUCUGUUCCGCUCUAUCAAGGCUUUCUCAUCAUUGGAUAUUCUACCCUCUACACCAUGUUUCCAGUAUUCUCUCUAGUGCUGGACAAAGAUGUCAAAGCAGUCGUGGCCAUGUUGUAUCCAGAACUCUACAAAGAUCUCCUGAAGGGAAGGCCAUUAUCUUAUAAGACGUUUUUGAUCUGGGUCUUAAUAAGUAUCUAUCAAGGCAGCAUAAUUAUGUAUGGUGCACUUCUGCUUUUUGAGUCUGAAUUUGUCCACAUUGUGGCAAUUUCCUUCACAUCCUUGAUCCUCACUGAACUGUUGAUGGUGGCACUGACCAUCCAGACAUGGCAUUGGCUCAUGAUAGUGGCAGAGUUACUCAGUCUGUCAUGCUACAUCGCCUCACUGGUCUUCUUACAUGAAUUUAUUGAUGUUUACUUCAUAACAACUUUAUCGUUCUUAUGGAAGGUGACUGUGAUCACCUUAGUCAGCUGUCUUCCUCUCUAUGUCCUAAAGUACCUGAGACGAAGGUUUUCUCCCCCAAGUUAUUCAAAACUCACCUCAUAGGAGCAAGGACUCGCUUUUCUUCUUUGCACAGUACUUACAGACUCAGUAAAUGUGUAUUCGUCAUCGAACGAUGUCCGACGGUUGGAUAAGCAAUCUGCACUGGCUGGGGAAUACUGCUGAAAGACUGAAUAAUUCAGUUAAAACAAAAAAACCCUCACAGUCAAACGAAGCAGAGAAAACUUAUAUCAGUGAUCCAGUUUUGUCACUUUGUAUUUAUCAAACUGAAAACAAAUGCAUGUAACUUGGAAGAAGAAAAAAAACUGCCUGUGAUGGGUCUGCUUACCUGGAAAGUGCUGAGUCAGCUGUUGACAUGACAAAUUUUUCAAAUGUAUUUUCCUUUUUCUAGGGGUUGACUUAUUUAAUUUCCUCAUUUUUAUUGCUACUUAUCUUUUGAGUUCAGGUCCUCACUGUAAACAUUUUCGGUGCCUUGGCAAAUGCUUUCAACUGAGCAACAUAACAGUGUAGUUAACAGGCCACUGUACAUACCUCAUGCUGGGCUGACCUCUUUGAUGUGUUCCAACGCAAAUCCGAGUUACUGAUUUCUAUUGGCUACGAUUUUCUUGAAUUUUCUGCAAAG